GCGAUGAUGCGCACCCUGCUCGGAAUUUUGGAGCAACUCACUCGGAUCUACUCGUCUCCUCAGAUCAGUGGGCACCUGCUGGAGUUCGUAUCGUCUAUCUCGCGCGAGCACCAGCUAUACGCCAACUUCCACACCAAGGACUACACGACUCUGUUUGCUGUGGCCAUCAACUAUAUUCAGUUCCACAAUAACCAGCGCCGGCGCGAGUCGUCUACCUCUGUUCAAAACGUGGCGCUGAGCCAGUACGUUUUCAUCAUGGCGUACCAGAUCAUUGAUGUCUUUUUUCUGUCACUCCCGACGAGGCUCAAGUCGGAGGUCGUUGACCACAUUGUCAUGGGCCUGCUGCGGGCAAACUAUAGUCGCACCAGUUUGGACGAAGCGAACGCGGUUUGCUUGGACAUGAUCCUGAAAAACUACAACCGGUCGAGCGAUGAGAUUCUGAAACUGGCGGACGCCGUCUUUGCAGAGGACCUCGGGUCGGUAGUCGAGCGUAGCUGGCUGCAGCACAACGCCAUUGUGACUAUUCGCGCCCAAAGACGGGGCUUGCUGGCACAGAUAAUUGUGCGCAGUGCGAGCGGAACGACCUUGCGCAUGGUCGAUCUGCCGGCCGAGGUCCGCAAAAAGUAUGCCGAGCGGAUCGAGCUGCCGCCAAUGUCCCCGCCGAUCAGCCCGACCACCGAUUCGCCAAGUUCAAGCUUGGGCCCCGCUCUGCUUCUCGGAGAGCUGGUGACGAACAACGCGGCCAUGAGUCGCGCCGCGCACCUACCCAUCAGCUUUGGACCGGCGCCGUGCUUGGCACAAGAGUUCAUCACUGCGUACCCGGGCCUGCAGAACAUCGACCCACCAGAGCUGCUGCCCUCGGGCGCCGAGGCCAUCGCGCGCUCGAUCCGCGUCUUUGACACUAUGAACACCGUUGACACUUACAAGGUCAGUGUUGUUUACGUCGGGCCCGGCCAGACCACUGAGCGCGAGAUCCUGCUUAACCAACAGGGCUCGCCGGUGUACUGGAACUUUUUGCGCGGGUUGGGGACAAUCACACGCCUAAGCGGCAUGAAGGGGUUCUCCGCGAGCCUGGAUACUAGCGGCAACGACGAAGACGGCCGCUACACCAUUCGUUGGCGCGACCUGGUCUCGCAGCUAGUCUUCCAUGUUGGCACGCUGAUGCCGGCGCGCGAGGACAAGCACGAGCAGAUCAUCCGCAAGAAGGCGCACAUGGCCAACGACUACGUGCAGAUUGUGUUCAAUGAGUCAGGCAGGGACUAUGAAUUUGACACGAUCCCGAGCCAGUUCAAUUACGUGCAGAUCAUCGUCACGCCGAACGACAAAACCAUGUAUGUGCAACUCUACAAGGUCAUGACCCAGGUCAACCCAAGCGUGCCCUUUUACGGGCCGGCCAUCGAACCGAAGCUGCUGACGCUGACUGCGCUGCCCGCGUUUGUCAGGAGCAUAGCGAUCCACGCAGCGAUCCUUUCGAAUGUCUUUUCCAGCUGCAAAAAGGCCGACUCCAGCGCUGCCGAGUUAUCUCGCCCUGGCGCGCGCGGCUGCGGACCAUCCAUCGCCUUCGCCAGAACGCGCAGCGCGAGGCUGCCAAGUCUCCUCCAACGCCGGGGGCCGAUGUCUGUGGCGACUCGAUGAGUGACUUUGGAGACAUUGUCAGCAACCCGGUGCAGCCACCACAGCCAGCCAGGCACUGGGCUUCCUUGUCAAGGAUCUGAACAUGUUCAUUGGUCGCGCUUGAUUUGAUUCCACGCCUCCAAACAAUCAUAUAGUGACAGUAUAAGCGCUGGAAAUAGAGUUUUGGAGCGCAAAACCAUAUUUAUUUGGUCAAACGCUCGUAUAGUUUGGCUGGUAUUAAUGAAUAAACUGAAAGAAAAUUAAAA
Kickxella alabastrina is the source of this 1880-nucleotide messenger RNA. RefSeq lists its product as uncharacterized. The transcript is spliced from 4 exons. Gene Ontology annotation, biological process: positive regulation of GTPase activity; regulation of small GTPase mediated signal transduction; negative regulation of TOR signaling. Gene Ontology annotation, molecular function: GTPase activator activity. Gene Ontology annotation, cellular component: cytoplasm; TSC1-TSC2 complex; nucleus. Bases 4 to 1635 code for a protein of 543 amino acids. The record is from RefSeq and is a predicted model, not a curated record. NCBI's taxonomy places the organism in Eukaryota, Fungi, Kickxellomycota, Kickxellomycetes, Kickxellales, Kickxellaceae.